Messenger RNA from Clupea harengus (Atlantic herring), 2117 nucleotides. RefSeq names its product thyroid hormone receptor interactor 13 (gene trip13). The record is from RefSeq and is a predicted model, not a curated record. Gene Ontology annotation, biological process: reciprocal meiotic recombination; meiotic recombination checkpoint signaling. Gene Ontology annotation, molecular function: ATP binding; ATP hydrolysis activity. Gene Ontology annotation, cellular component: nucleus; chromosome. Lineage: Eukaryota; Metazoa; Chordata; Actinopteri; Clupeiformes; Clupeidae. Bases 92 to 1381 code for a protein of 429 amino acids. The transcript has 15 exons.
GGAGCAUAGAUUAAGUUGCAACUGUUUACUUCCGGGUUAGUGGAACAGAUCGCCGCGCGCUAAAUUCAAGUUUUUUUAGUUGGGUGUCAGAAUGGAUGGUGACAGAAUGGAGGUUGUUGGCGAGUCCCCUGAAAACGGCAAUGGCAUCAGCAAUAAAACCCUCCAUGUGGAAGUUCAUGUGAAGUCGAGCAGUACUGCAAAGAGAGCUGACAUAAGACAGCACGCGCUUGGACUGCUGAAUCGGCACCGCAUGGUAUUUGGGAACUACAAGUGGACUGAGUUUGAUGAAGACAUCCUGAGCAGGAACGUGGAGUCAGUAGCCAUCGUUGAUGCAAAGAGAGAGCCAAUUGAUUUGAAGAAUUACAAUCUGUCUAUGCACCUUUUCUCCCUGAGUGAAGAUGGGCCCAGCAUGCUCAACUUGGAGGAGGAGGAGGAGCUGUCUGCAGCCAAUUCCUGGCUUCUACCAGCAGCUGAGUUCCAUGGCAUCUGGGAGAGCCUGAUCUACGACAGUGGAGUUAAAACUCAACUUCUGGAUUAUGUCUCUACAACGAUUUUCUUCUCCGACAAAAAUGUUGACUCUAACCUCAUUGCAUGGAACAGAGUGGUUUUACUUCAUGGACCCCCAGGCACUGGGAAGACGUCACUGUGCAAAGCGCUCGCCCAGAAACUCUCCAUCAGACUGUCAAACAGGUACUCCUACGGGCAGUUUGUGGAGAUAAACAGCCACAGUCUUUUCUCCAAAUGGUUCUCAGAGAGCGGGAAACUCGUCACCAAGAUGUUCCAGAAAAUUCAGCAGUUGAUUGAUGACAAAGAAGCCCUUGUUUUUGUUUUGAUCGACGAGGUGGAGAGUUUGACGGCGGCCCGUAAUGCGUCUCAGGCCGGCACAGAGCCUUCUGAUGCCAUCCGCGUGGUCAACUCAGUCCUCACACAGCUAGACCAGAUCAAACGGCAUCCAAAUGUGGUGAUCCUCACAACCUCCAAUGUAACAGGGAAAAUUGACCUGGCCUUUAUUGAUCGUGCAGAUAUCAAACAGUACAUUGGUCCUCCAUCAGUAGAGGGCAUCUUUAACAUCUAUCUGUCCUGCCUGGAGGAGCUCAUGAAGUGUCAAAUCAUCUACCCGCGGCAGCAGCUGCUCACCAUGUCUGAGCUGCAGACCAUGGACUUCAAGGAGAGCAACGUGUCCCAGCUCAGCCUGGCCCUCAGGAACACAGCCAUAAAGAGCAAAGGACUCAGUGGCAGGGCGCUAAGGAAACUUCCCUUUUUGACUCAUGCCCUCUUUGUGAAGGCACCCAGUGUCUCCCUGGAAGGAUUCCUGAAGGCCCUGGACAAGGGUGUGGACAAACAGUUAGAGGAGCGAGCACACCUGGCCAACAGUGUAUGACACAAACACACACACACACACACACACACACACUGGGCUUGCCUACAGGAUCCAUACAGCUCAUCAGAAAACCACUGUAAACAGUUUGGUGGGCUUUCUUUUUUUUUCUUCAAUAACCCAUUAAUAACUGCCGUGUAACCUCCACAUACACUGACCUAACAUCUGAACUCUCCAGGCACUUGUCUUGGCUCAGAUUUGUGUAAUGGCAGUUCUAUGCAGUUUACAUGAAUGUAUUGUAUUGAGCCCAACAACAGUGCAGUAGGUUGCUUGACUACUUAUGAUGGGAUGGACAGUAUCAACUAAAUUACCAACAUAAGAGUCUCCUUUCUUCUCUUAUUCUAAAGAGCCUCCUUUCUUCUCUUAUUUCUCUCCUUCGCUCUCCUGCUUGUUCGUACAAUCCUACAAGUAUAUGUUUGUUUAAUCCUACAAGUAUAUGUUUGUUUAAUCCUACAAGUAUAUGUUCGUAUAAUCCUACAAGUAUAUGUUCGUAUAAUCCUACAAGUAUGUAUACCAUCUUCCAAAUAUCAGUGUUGAAAGCAAACAAAGUUUGCUCAGGUGAUGUUUGUUUUUUUUAACAGUCAUAUGUUUGUGUACAGGAUAUAAAGGGGCAGCAGCUUCAGCCAAACAAUAUUAUUACAUGUGAACUCAGGAUUCAGGCUUUUGUUGUCUGGAACGGUUUGUUUUUUUGUUUACCUAACAUUGGAUUACAUUUUCAUUAAAAAAAAGUUUAUUUUAA